AUGUUGCAGGCACUGACUGGACUACAGUUUCAGCUCAGAGGAAAGCUACAGGAUCAAGAGUGGACAGACAAGCACCCUCAAGAAGAAACCCAUGCACAUUAUUCACAGUGUCAGAUACCAAUUUCACAGUAUCCUGGCUUCAAUGGAUUUUUUCCAGUGGGAACACGCUUUUCAUCAGACAAAGCUCCAGCAAUCUCAGAGGUACAAACACACUUGGAAAAUCAGUCUAGAUACCAUAUACAGCAAAGCCAGAGGCACCAGGUGAAACAGUACCUGACCCUUGAUACGAAGCUGUCCAGUCAAACGCUCUCCUUGUCCCACUCCCACACAAUCCAGCCUGCAGGAGUUUCCUCCUUGUUAAGAAACGGACAUAUGCCUCCCGUCAGUGAUACUGGCACACCAGAAAGCCCAGUUACCAAGCUGUUGGCCCUUGGAGGAGAACACGAAAAUGCGAUGGAAGAGGUUAUUGAUGACAUAAUCAAUAUGGAAUCAAGUUUUAAUGAUGAAGGGAUAGGUUGCUCUGAAGCUCCUCUACUAAUGCAAAGAACUCUAUCUAGCAGCAUUUUGGAUAUAUAUAGCAGUGACCAGGGAAUGGCACCAGCUAAUAUGGGUCUCACAAAUGCUUCUUGCCCAGCUACUCUACCUGUAAAAAGGGAACUCACAGAAGCAGAUACACGAGCAAUGGCAAAGGAGAGACAAAAAAAGGAUAACCACAAUCUCAUUGAGAGAAGAAGGAGGUAUAAUAUUAAUUACCGAAUCAAGGAGCUUGGCACACUCAUCCCCAAAUCUAAUGAUCCUGAUAUGCGCUGGAACAAAGGAACUAUUUUAAAAGCAUCAGUGGAGUACAUCAAGUGGCUACAAAAAGAACAACAGAGAGCCAGAGAAUUAGAACACAGACAGAAGAAAUUAGAGCAUGCUAACAGGAGACUUCUACUUCGAAUUCAGGAACUAGAGAUACAGGCUCGUGCACAUGGUCUUCCCAUCAUGUCUUCACUCAGUGCUGUAGAUUUAGCGACCCAGGUCAUCAAGCAACAGUCUUACACAGAGGAGAACUCUGUGGACUACUCUCAACAAAUGUCUCUGGCACAUGGACCAAAUUCUGAUGUUUGUGAUGGAUUAACAGCCUUUUCCGAUCCACUUUCACACUUCACAGAUUUAUCCUUCAGCGCAGCUUUAAAAGAAGAACAACGGCUAGAGGAAAUUUUACUGGAUGACACAGUAUCACCAUUUGGAACAGAUCCACUCUUGUCUUCCACGUCACCAGCUGCAUCGAAGGAGAGCAGCAGGAGAAGCAGCUUUAGCACAGAUGAUGGAGAUGACUUAUAAAAGCACAAGUGGCCUCCUGAUUCUUUAACCACCUGCAAAAAGACAGAGUUGAAUGUAAGCAUGAUGUUUGUGCUUAUUUCAAAUAUGAAUAUGGAGAACCACUGUGAAGAUAAAUUACUACAUGGCAAGGGUUUAAAUGAGCACUUACUUCACAGGAAAAUGAGAUGGACAUGAAGUCAUAUCACUUCGCCCUGAACUCACAACAUCUACUCACAGCUGACGUUUGCACAAAUCUUCUUUCUUCAUUGGGAACAUUUUUACUAUCUUUCUCUGAAUUUUUACAACAAUAUGAAAAUUGAAAAUGGUUUCCACAAGAAUACCCACGUCACAGAAGUGUAUUCAAACCCUUUUCAGUCUGCAUUCACUUAUCUCCACUAUAUCAUGAGUUUGAAUCAUCUAUUAAUUUCUUCUUUUAUUAAAAAAAAUGAGAAUUUUGUAUUAAAAGUUCUAAAAACAUGCAAAACAACAGGGAAAUAUUUAAACUGUGAAGUAUAUGUGAUACAGGUAUUGAAGUCUGGAAAAAAUGGACAGUAAUCCUUCUGUACGAAUGAAAUCAGCAUGAGUUUAACACUGUAUGGACUUCUCUUUAAAAGGAAACUAAAAAUCCAUUAAGUGUUUCCUGGAAUCCUGUUUUUUAAUUUUGUUUGUAGAAAAGGAUCAGACUUUUAAUAUAUAUUUUAGUGAUACAGAAGAAAAAUGGAAGCUAACAGAACAAUGGAGACUCAAAAGAACUUAUCAGACAGAAAAAGAUAUGACAUUGCAGCCAAAAGUGUUCAUAAAGACUUCAUGGAUGUACAAAACUCAACAAAAAUGUUCUGUGUUACAGUUAGCACAAUUUAAAACAAUCACUACUGGUAAUAGUGCUAUGUCAGCUGCUUGUUCCCUGAGUAUUCAAGCUAUGUCUAUGUUGUAUGGAAGUGAUCAGAAUUCAGAGACAAGCUACUAUGCUCCUUGAUGAUUUCAGUUUCCUUUGGCAGCAUAAUAAGAUUUUUCUAAAGGGACUCUUUCUAGUCCAUACCCUUGCCUUUGAUCCAUUUGGAAAUGGAGGGAAAUUACAAGCUUCCCAUCGAACACAUAGAGACGGGGAGAAUUUAACUUCAAAUUUGGCUUUGGAUUCACUACAGAAAAGCUGAAGAGGUUGACUUUUCAAAUUAAAGGGGAUAUUCUUAAGCAUUGAUAUGAUGCACUGCUUUCCAGAACCAGCAUGCUAGGAGUGGGUAUUCACAAAACAUGCACUGACUCAGUAAAGGCUUGGCAGUUAGAGGGCAGUUAGAAAACAUACCAUUUCUGUACAUAGUGAAAUUUUGGAAAGUGAUGUAUAUACAUUAAGUGCAAUCAUUGUAAAUGUGAUAUUAACAUAUGGGAAGAUAAGCUGGCAUGAGUUCCUCAUAGCUCUUCCUCAACGAAAGUCAAAAGAGCACAUUUGGGCAUUCUCUAACAAUUCAAGAUAUAUUUAAAAAGUGUGUAUUAAACUUUACUGUCACAAAGCCUGCCUCACUCCCUGGAAGUGCUGCAUUAUUGAGAAUAGCAAUAAGAGGCUAAGAUGGAUUGUAAACAGAGUGAAUGUUUUAAAGAUAUUUAAACAUAUUAUUCAAGAAUAGAACAUUUGUCUAGGAGUUUCCUAAUAUUGCCCCUUUUAUUGUUGGUUCUCCAAACGAGUUCUCCAAAACGACUAGUUCUCAUGAGAUCUGUGUUCUUCCAAGGCUGUAGACCAUUCCUAAAUAAUCCAGAUAGUGCCAUGAUAGUUUCUUAAUUGGAAAGUUAGUAAGGAGAUGAUAAAUUACCUCUAGAUGGCUAUGAAAGAAGUUGUAGUAUCCAAUUUAACAAGAAUAUUUGUGUUUCUAGGAAACUCAAGCAUGUUGUGUUAGCCUAUGCAAACUACUUAGAUGUAAGCUGAACAGAGCAGACCCUAUCUUCUUGUCAGAUAUGUGUUCCCACACAGCCCAGUACAAACCUUUUCCUUGACAAAGGCUCAGAUGUGCUUCCAUUGUAUGGUAAAAAAUAAUAAUAGUAACCAACAGGGUUCUCAUCCCUGAUGAUGACCAACAGGUCAUUCUCAUCUCUUUUUGGCAUAGAGGAAAGGAAAGGAAAAUCCAAUGGAUAUUAACCAAAGGUAACUGAACAUAGGACAGAAUAGCAUUUUAAUUGGAGUGCUUCUAUAAAUUAGGUUCAUUACGAAAAGAAAUCACUUUGUCAUAGCUUUGAUGAAGACUAGCUAAUAUUGCAAGUUGAAUACAAAAUAUGAUGACUUAAAAGUAACAUUUAUAUGCACAUUAUGCCUAGCGUAGGAUGUGUAUUGUCCAUUUCAGCUGAUGAAAGGAGAGGAUACUUAGUUGAUAUCAAAUGCCAUUUGUCCUUGUACUGCAGUUUCUACUACAUUAGUUUUAAAUACACCAAUGUGGAUUGCUCAUAAUGGAGAAAAAGAAAUUAAAUAUGAAUGUAUUACAUGAUUUUCCCAUUGAACUUUUAUGUGGGAGUUAGACCAUACUUCUGAACUAUAUUGACUUUAAAUAACAUCCUGAAUUUCAUCACUUUUAUAAGCACUGUUCUAAAAAAAACAUUAUAGCCCAUCCAUUAAAUUUUUUAAAGUUGAUUUUCAUUCUUCUGACAAUUGCUUCAGUCUGAGGCACUGGAAUUUUUUCUUUUCCUGCAUGAAAAACUUAACAAGAGAGAGAGGAAAUGCUUCUUUUGCAAGAUAUCUUAUUGCGUCUAUCAUUAAACAUAUUCAGGCUGUCUUCAUUCACACAUGCCCAUCCCUACCCACCAGAACACUAAAUGUAUCAGUACCUGUAGGUGUUUAUUAUGGUAAUGUUGUCUCACUAUCAUCAUGUUUUUUUCUGGUAGGAAUUUGUCAUAUUCAGUAUUUUCAUUAGCAACUAUAAUGUGUGUUAUAGUAUUAUCCUUGAAAUUAAAUGGUGAUACAGGACACAAAAAAUGCCAUGCUGAUAUGCCCUUGAUAAUCUAGGACAUUCUGGAGAUAAAUAGGUGGCAUGAAAGAUAUAAAGGAGGGCCUGCUCCAAACUUUCUUGAAUGAGCACUACCUCUCCUUACUCAGAUUUAGUGAGACUGCUGUAAAACUUGGAGGAGUGCUGAGAGCAGGGCAGAGCCCAGUGCCUUUAGGCUUGCAGACAGGCACAGAGGAAAGGGAUUUCAUGACUACAGGGACAAAUCCUGACGUCCUUACUCAGGCAGAAUAACUUUAGUAUCCAUGGGAGUUCUACAGGACUAAAGUCUGGUGCAUGCAAAACACAUUUUAGUUAUUUCCUAUACAGAUCUGUUUAACGCGAUCUCAUGGAAGAGCUGCAUAAUAUCUAUGGCUCUGGGUCUAGAGAAGAAUUUAGACUUGCACAGUUUGACCUCAAGCAGGGGAGAGGGUGAGAGACAUUUUUCUUCAAAAUGUGUUAAAUUAGGAAUUUUUGCUUGUUUUCAGUAGCAGCUGUUCAAAGCUAAUGGACACAUUCUUACAGAAUACACAAACCAGUGGACUGAUCAUUAUACAAAAGGAAAGGGAGUUGAAAUAUUAACAUCUUGUUUAAUUCAUGAAAUGGAUAUAUAUACUAUACUAAGAACAGAAAACUAAAUUAUUUCACUGCAUAUAAUGUGGAUAGUCAAAAAGCUACAGUAAGUGCAAACAGUUUUAACAAACAGGAAAGCAGUUGCUUUAUAUAGUAAAAUAACUAAAUAUAAUUCAGCCAUUUAAUCUUAAUAAGAACAUUGUUAUUGUAAUACCUUUUGACUUUAAUAGGUCUGUACAUAUGAAUGGAGGAUGUAAAAUUAUUGUAAUUUAAAAUUAUGUUAAAUCUCUUAGAUAAGUAAAGGCGUUUAUGUUACUAUUACGAGACUGUAGAAUAUUUUUGUAAUAAUUGCUAUUGUUCAUUGUUAACCAUAUAGUAUCUUGUUUUCUAAGUCAAUGUAUGAAGACAGAAUGUACUUUAUUACACACUGUACAUUCAAUCUUUUUAAAAUUACAUUUUAUACAUUCUGAUAUUUUAUGUUUAUUAUAUGAAUACAAUUAAAGGACAGAAAUUAAAACAUCUCUUUAUAUGUCCCUUGCGAAACUUCACUAUCCAGCCCCACAAAGAAUGCCAUCACAAGACAAUAUAAUAACAUCCACUAAGAACCUCUGAGAUACCUAACAGACAAAACACUUCACAACUGCUAAACAUUUAGUCCAUUAUGAUACAUCAUGAUCCAGCAGCCUCCCAUUAAUAAAAAUAAUUGAUACAUUCUUUAAUAUGGUCUCCUGCCAUCUGCUUAUUCCUGCUGCUAAGGCUUUGAUUUAUGGAAAGUGUUUUCAGAAUGUUGCAAAAUUGCUAGCAGGCACGAUGAUAUCUGUUAAAUCACUAAGAAGCUCUACAAAACCUUUUAAUGUACUAGAUGUUCCCCAGACAAUCUAGGAUAAACAGAAUAUUGUAUUUGAAGAUGUAAAACAAUUUUUUAAAGCUGAUAAUUAGGUAGCAUUUUGGCACUAAAAGAUACUCUUACUUAAGGAAUUAAGUAAGGAUUUGGGUUGCAUUUUGAAUCCCUAAUAUCGGAAGUCCUGCUUUCUUUAGAAGAUAUUUGGUGCUUUCUGUGCAUGAAAUGAUGCAAAAAUUUUAAGUAGUAACAUAUAUUUCAGUCACAGUUUUGUAAUAAUGCAUUUGUUUCUUGUUAAAUAGUGCUCUUUGUGUGCAUCAGAUAACAUUUGAUUUCUAAUAAAGAUGCUCUCCAGA
Dromaius novaehollandiae (emu) is the source of this 6038-nucleotide messenger RNA. It is a transcript of the gene TFEC, whose product is annotated as transcription factor EC. The transcript has 8 exons. The coding region runs from base 1 to 1326 and encodes 441 amino acids. Lineage: Eukaryota; Metazoa; Chordata; Aves; Casuariiformes; Dromaiidae. The record is from RefSeq and is a predicted model, not a curated record. Gene Ontology annotation, cellular component: nucleus. Gene Ontology annotation, molecular function: DNA-binding transcription factor activity, RNA polymerase II-specific; protein dimerization activity; RNA polymerase II cis-regulatory region sequence-specific DNA binding. Gene Ontology annotation, biological process: regulation of transcription by RNA polymerase II.